AUGUCGACCAUCUGUUGCCCAUACACCCGUUGUAGACAAGAAAACGUGCUCAAACGAAUUCUGGCACAUAUCAGGGACUCUCACUGCUCAGAUGAUUGUCCAACAGAUUUUAUUGAAGAACAUGGGUUGUCCAAAUGUCCUGGAUGCUCACAGUGGUUUUUGAAGCUUCAACAACAUGCUUCCAAGUGUUGUAGGUCAUCCAGCGUAACCGCAACGCCUCAGGCUACGCUUACUACGUCAACACCGGCUCUGCCACCUCCAAACUCAAGGAAGCCAAGGGCACCUGAGGACACUGCUUUUGGAACGGCCUUUGAAUCAUGUUGGUCUUCCUUGGAUCGAGAAGGUGACGCUUGGCGCCUGAUAGACUCCUUCACAACGGAAGCCAUACUGGACUGGACGCCGCCUAGAACAGUGCAGAAUGUAACACCUGCAUUACGCGCGAUGUUUCAGGACUGCUGCGCUAUUGCUUUGAGAAAGAUUGAAGAGGAACCAGCAAAUGACAGAGGAUGGAAACUUCUCCUACUUCUUCCCAGGAUGCUUCUCCAACCGCAUGCACGUGGCGGUAAAGUGGGCACGCGGGAGGUCAAGGCAAUUUACACACGGUUUCUACAAUUUCAUUGGCAAGAACUGAUUCUAAAUCGGAGUCACUUAUCACGCUCUACUCCUUCUACAGAAGUUGAUCAGAGGAAGAAAGCUGCACUAAGUCUAGUUCAUUGUGGAGAAUUGUCACGUGCAUCAAGAGUUCUAACUAGUCAGGGUUUUGCCCCUGCUACAGACGACACAGUGGCACAGUUACUAUCCAAGCAUCCACAUCGUAUGAUAUCUUCACAUCGACCAGAGGAAACCUCAAAAAUGGAGUCAGAUUCAGUUAAUCCCAUUUCUCUGAAAAAGGAGGCAUUUUUCAAUGCAAUCAGGAAAGCACCAAGAGGAAGUGGUGCUGGCCCUUCUGGCUGGCGUUAUGAGCACCUGAAUACUCUUUUGGAGAAUGACUUAACUUGCGAACUGCUAUAUCUAGUGUGUUCUCUAAUCGCUGGAGGCAAAGUUCCAAAUUCAGUCUUGCCUCUCCUGACAGCGUCUCGUCUCAUCGCCUUACCUUAA
Corticium candelabrum is the source of this 1098-nucleotide messenger RNA. RefSeq lists its product as uncharacterized. The transcript has a single exon. NCBI's taxonomy places the organism in Eukaryota, Metazoa, Porifera, Homoscleromorpha, Homosclerophorida, Plakinidae. The record is from RefSeq and is a predicted model, not a curated record. Bases 1 to 1098 code for a protein of 365 amino acids.